Messenger RNA from Condylostylus longicornis, 857 nucleotides. It is a transcript of the gene TpnC4, whose product is annotated as troponin C, isoallergen Bla g 6.0201. Bases 198 to 656 code for a protein of 152 amino acids. The transcript has 5 exons. Gene Ontology annotation, molecular function: calcium ion binding. Gene Ontology annotation, cellular component: myosin II complex. Lineage: Eukaryota; Metazoa; Arthropoda; Insecta; Diptera; Dolichopodidae. The record is from RefSeq and is a predicted model, not a curated record.
AUUGAAGACCAAUCAAACAUCACUUUUUUUCGUGCUGUCGUUUUAAUUGCACGGCAUAUUAAAUUAAAAAUAUAUUUUUUUUUUUUGCAAAAAAAAAAAAAUAAUUAAAAAUAAAAAGCAGAAUUCAAUAUUUGAUUUAUAAAAUAAAAAAAAAAAAAUUAAACAAUAAAGGAAUAUUUUUUUUUUUCCAAUAAAAAAUGGAUGAAUAUGACAAAGAGCAAGUUAGAGUUCUUAGAAACGCUUUUGCAGCAUUUGAUCAUAAUAGCGAAAAUUCUGUAGAUGUAGCUGAUGUACCAACUAUAUUGGAAAUGUUUGGACAAAAAUUGGAUGAUAAAGCUCAAAAGAAAUUAUUAAGUGAAGCUAAUCCAUCUGGGGCAAAAAAAUUAGAUUUUAAUAUAUUUUGUAAAAUAUUUGCCCGUUUUAUUGAAGUUGAAGAGGAUGCUGAUGCUGUUGCUAGAGAAUUGAAAGAAGCUUUUCGAUUAUAUGAUCGUGAAGGUAAAGGCUAUUUAACAGUUGCUACCCUUCGUGACAUUCUACAUGAAUUGGAUGAUAAAUUAUCAAAUCAAGAUUUGGAUAUGAUGAUCGAUGAAAUUGAUGCUGAUGGUUCUGGUACAGUAGAUUUUGAUGAAUUUAUGCAAGUUAUGACAGGCGAUUAAAAUUUUUAUGAUAAUGUAGCUAUUAUAUAACAACUUUAUAUACUAUGUGACAAUAUAUUUUAUAAUACCAACAAAAAUAUGUGAAUUAAUUUAACAACAAUAUUUAUAAAAUAUGUGAACAAAACAGAAAAAUUAAAAGAAAAGAAAAAAAAAUAAAAUAAAAUUUGUUUUUUUUUUUUGUUUUUUUAUUUUGAAUUUUUA